AUGUUUGGAGGUACCCCAGUUGCAAAGACGGAGACCCUUAAACUCCUGGGAGUCUCAUUUGAUGCCAAGUUGUCAUUCCGCAACCACCUCCACAAUGUCGCAGUCCGUGAAAGCCAACGACUGGGAUUUGUCCGACGAGCUGCACACGUCCUGCCUCGGGGCGGCCGCCUGGCAAUGUACAAAGGUUUCGUACGCCCAGUCCUGGAGUAUGCCCCAUUGGUCUGGAUGGGCGCCUGCCAGACCCAUCUCGAUCACCUAGAUCGAGUCCAGAGGAGGGCUCUGGACAUCAUCGGCCCAGGCACCCUCCUGGACUACCUCAGUCUACGCCGCUCGGUUGCUGGCCUCACGUACCUGUACAAGCUACGCUCCACUGAUGGCCCAGCGCAACUCACCGCAAUGCUUCCACCUCCGGAACCGCCACGGCCUCACCCCAAGACUAGACGGCAGCUCGACGCCAGCCACCACCCUGCCUACCUGAAGCUUGACCUCUCACACAGUGCCCCUAACUACAUCCGCCGGUCAUUUCCCUUCUGCCUCGUGGAAGUGUGGAACAGCUUUCCAGCAGAGAUGCUCGCCAACCUCCAGGUUAAGAAAAUGCAGACGUUCAAAGUGAAUGUUCACAGGCACUUGCGCCACAAGCACUGGCUUUGGGCAACGGACAACAACUAG
Molecule: messenger RNA, 669 nt
Organism: Sycon ciliatum
Lineage: Eukaryota; Metazoa; Porifera; Calcarea; Leucosolenida; Sycettidae
Exons: 1
Coding region: 1-669 (222 amino acids)
Source: RefSeq, a predicted model, not a curated record